Maudiozyma saulgeensis is the source of this 2511-nucleotide messenger RNA. Lineage: Eukaryota; Fungi; Ascomycota; Saccharomycetes; Saccharomycetales; Saccharomycetaceae. The record is from the annotation of a GenBank genome assembly.
AUGGAUGUUCGAGAAGUUGAAGAUGUGGUUUUACUGGAAGAAAUCAAAACAACAGAUCCUAUAUUAACAAGAAUCGUCAAUUAUGAGCCAUUUUCACAUAUAAGUCCCAAAUUGAAAAGUUCCCCCAUUAAUGAAUUACCAGAUAUCAGAACACAAGAAGCCUUGGUUGUUUAUGAUUUGUUAUGUGUUAUGAGAGGUCUUGGUGGUAUAUAUAUUCGUUUUAAUAAAGAUUAUGAUCCUCAUAGUGGUGAAGAACCCCAAUUUCGAUUAGUUAAAAAAAUGGAUGCAUCAUUGAAGUCCUUUUGUAGUAAGAUUGUCAAUUUAGGGAAAUAUUAUGUUAUGUUAAGAAAUGCUAGUGAACAAUGGUCAGGAAAUCAAUAUGGUAUUGUCUUACAGCGACUUGGUUUUGAAAUUAGAAGUUAUCUGAAUGAUGUAUAUUUAAAAUUUAUUCAGGAUGAAUUAGAGUCUAAAUUUAUGGAAAAUAGUCGUUUUUCAUUGAGAGAAUUUAAACAAAUUGUAAAUAAUAGUAAAUUACAUCAAGAGAUGCAAAUCCUAUAUCAUAUAAAAAAUAAAAUUGAUCAAGAAAUGGAUAUGAGAAAUAAAAUUGAUCCUGAAAGGGUUAAGUUUUCCAACUUGUUAGCCGAAUUAAAAGGUAUCAAUGACAACAACAACAACGAAUCAAACCAUAGCACAUCUGGUAUGGACAAUACGCAUAAUGAAGAUAAUACCUUAGAGGAUAAAUAUUCUGUGUUUAUCGAUGGAGAUUAUUUCCCAGUGGCUAAAGGUGGAGUAAUUAUCAAUGUGAUAGCUUCGGUGAUCAAUGAUUGUCUUGGGGAUCAACAUGCAGUAAUAUUUAUGAAACAAUUAUUAGAAGCAAUAAGUGGAUCAUAUUGUGAUACUUUACAUCAAUGGAUGAGUCAAGGUAUAUUAAAUGAUUCACAUGAUGAAUUUAUGAUCAAUGAUACAAUGAAACAUUUUAAUGGUAUAAUUAAUAACCCAAUUGAAUAUGAAAGGAUAUGGUUAACCCAAUAUUGUGUUAAAAAAGAUGGAUUAUUAAAUAAAUUUGCAAAUGGUAAUAAUAAAGAAUUAUUAUUUAAGAUAGUAAUGACAGGAAAAUUAUUAAAUUUAAUCCGAACAAGUUUACAAAUGUCACAAUUACCAAUUCCAAAUAAAAUGAAUGAAAUUAUGUUACCGAUCACAAUAAUCGAUAUGUUUGAAGGUACAAAAUUUGAAUUAUAUAUCAAUGGAUGGUACCAACGUGCAAAUGAAUUAAGUUUACAAUUAUUUUAUGAAAAUUAUAAGAUUCAAGAUAUUUUAAUUUGUUUACAGCGUCGCUUCUUUGGAUAUUGUAAUGGACAAAUUUUUCAAAAAUUAUUACAUAAAAAUCUUAAUGAAUUAACAAAGAGACACAAUUUCGAACAACGUCAUUUAAGUAAUAAUAAGUUGAUUCAAUUUUUAAGAGAUGAAAAACAAUUAGAGAUUAAUAAUAAUGAUAUUAUUUUAUCUCUAUUAAGUGUCACAUAUGAUAAAUAUUCAUUUAGAGAGAAUAUGUUAGAAGCAAAUGAACGAUAUAAUUCAUUUGAAGAAAAUUUUAAUGAAUUGAUUGAAAACAAGGAAAAUAAUAAUAUGAAUAAAUUUACUACAGCUUUAUUACAAGAUAUUAAUAAAGAUAAAAUUUUAAAUGAAAUUAAUUCCAAGAAUGAAUUAAAGAGUAAUAUUCAUUAUUUAACAUUUGAUGUAUCCAUACCAUAUCCAAUUAAUGUCAUAAUUAAUAGAGUUAAUAUAACACAAUAUCAAACGAUAUCCAGAUAUUUUAAUUUAAUUCAAUAUCAUAGUACAUUACUAGAUGAAAUAUGGCUAGAAAUUAAUAAGAAUAAAAUUUGGAGAUAUACGGGAUAUCCGACAGAUGUUUAUUACAAGAUAAUUAAACGUAGUCGAUUUAUUCAUAUGAAAAUGAAUCAUUAUAUUAAAUGUCUUAAUGAAAUAAUAAUAAGAGAAUCGAUUGAUAAAGAAAUGUCAAAUAUAAUGAAUGGUAAAUUUGACAAUAUAAUUGAUUUACAAAAUGAAUUAGAGAUUAAAUUAAGUAAUAUUAUGGGUAAUAAUAAUUUAUUACAAUUAAUGGAUAUUCAAUUACAAAUGUUUGAUAUAAUUCAGAUCUUUUGUAAAUUUAUUGCAUCAUUAAGAUCAAAAUUAUGUCAAUUAGAUUAUAAUCUCUAUGAGCGGUACAUUGCCAAAACAGGCAAAACCAGUAGUACCAAUACAAAUAAUCAAAUAUAUGAUGAAGAUAGAUCAAUUGAAAUAAUUAGACAAUUAAAUCAAUUUUUAUCGACUAUUCAAAUUCGAUUUCAACAACAUUUUAAUGUAUUUUGCGAAGGUUUAGACAUUUCAACUCAUUCAACAACCACAACGACAACAACAAAUGAACUUGAAAAUGAUGCUACUAACAAUGAUAGUUGGCCGUUAAAUGAGAGAUUAUUAAAUGCUUUAACUGGAGGACAACGUGUCUCUUGA